AAAAAAGCUGUUGAAAAUUGUAUAAAAUAUUAAAAUGCUUCUCAGUCGGCACUGAGAGAAGGAGAGCUCAGAGAGAGAAAAAAGAAAGAAAGAUGGGAAGCGGUGUAGCUCUCUUUACUCUCUCCUUUCUUCUCGCAGCCCAUCAUGCUCAUUCCGCAAUCGGCGUGAACUGGGGAACGCUGUCGUUUCACAAGCUGAGACCUUCCACAGUGGUGGAUCUCCUCAAAGCAAACAAAAUAACCAAAGUAAAGCUCUUUGAUUCAAACCCAGAUGCACUUCGAGCUCUAAUGGGCACUGGAAUCCAAGUCAUGAUCAGCAUUCCCAAUGAGCUGCUCUCCACUUUCAGCUCCGAUCUCUUCGUCCAGCAGAACCUCUCUCGCUUCAUGGGCAAAGGUGGCGCUGAUAUCAGGUACGUUGCUGUAGGGAACGAGCCGUUCUUGACGAGUUACGGCGGUGCGUAUCAGAACUAUGUUGUCCCAGCUAUGGUUAACUUGCAGCAGUCUUUGGUUAAAGCAAAUCUAGCUAGCUAUGUGAAGCUGGUGGUUCCUUGCAACGCGGAUGCGUAUGAGUCUAACGUUCCUUCUCAAGGGACGUUUAGGCCUGAGCUAACGCAGAUCAUGACUCAGUUGGUUUCGUUUCUAAACUCAAAUGGGUCCCCCUUUGUUGUCAAUAUCUAUCCUUUCCUUAGUCUCUAUCAAAACUCCGACUUCCCGCAAGACUUUGCGUUUUUCGAGGGAAGUAGUCACCCGGUUCUUGAUGGGCCUAAUGUUUAUUACAAUGCGUUUGAUGGGAACUUCGACACUCUUGUCUCUGCUCUCGCCAAGAUUGGGUAUGGUCAAAUGUCUAUAGUUAUUGGGGAGAUUGGUUGGCCUACGGAUGGAGCAGUGGGUGCUAACCUCACUGCGGCGCGGGUUUUCAACCAAGGGCUUAUUAACCAUCUGUUGAGCAACAAAGGGACGCCGCUCAGGCCUGGCUCACCUCCUAUGGAUGUCUAUCUUUUCGGUUUGCUUGACGAAGGAGCUAAGAGCACACUGCCUGGUAACUUUGAAAGGCACUGGGGGAUCUUCUCUUUUGAUGGACAGGCUAAGUAUCGUCUCAACUUAGGACUAGGCAACAGAGGGCUCAAGAAUGCGGAGAAUGUUCAGUACCUACCUUCCAGGUGGUGUGUGGCUCACCCAGAGAAGGACAUGACCCAAGUUACAGACCACUUGAGGCUUGCUUGCAGUCAAGCGGAUUGCACAACGCUCAACGACGGGGGAUCAUGCAGCCAGCUUGGGGAGAAGGAUAAUAUCUCAUAUGCUUUCAACAGUUACUAUCAGCUGCAGAUGCAAAAUGAGAAGAGCUGCGACUUUGAUGGGCUUGGUAUGGUCACCUUCCUAGAUCCUUCAGUUGGGGAUUGUAGAUUUCUUGUUGGCGUUACAGAUAAAUCGUCUAGUGCUUCUGAGCUGAUGGCAAGGUGGGAUAUCUACCACAUUUGCAUUGGACUGGUGGUCUGGGCUCUCACACGGUGUUACAUUUUAUGAGCGAUAUACUGGAGAAAUUACAUAUAUAGAGAGGUUCAUAUUGAAUGUAUUGUAUUUGAAGUCACUUUCUUGAGCAUAUUGUAUUAUCAUCAUCUUCUUGGAGUUUAUAUUAGAAAGCAAGUUGAAAUGUCUCUUUCUCUUUAGUCUCCACUACAACUAUUGUAUCUUUGUUGUCAAUGUAGUUUGUACCUAAAUAUCAACAUCAUCAUCUACUACAAUUCUUCUGGUUUCCAUU
Molecule: messenger RNA, 1758 nt
Organism: Brassica napus (rape)
Lineage: Eukaryota; Viridiplantae; Streptophyta; Magnoliopsida; Brassicales; Brassicaceae
Product: glucan endo-1,3-beta-glucosidase 5
Exons: 2
Coding region: 93-1523 (476 amino acids)
Biological process (GO): carbohydrate metabolic process
Cellular component (GO): plasma membrane
Molecular function (GO): hydrolase activity, hydrolyzing O-glycosyl compounds
Source: RefSeq, a predicted model, not a curated record